AUGCUAAGGACUCUCCAUUACCGUUAUCGACGGCUUUCACGGCUGGGUACCAAAUCCUCGGCAAUUUUGAACCACAGCAGAGCGUUCAGCUCGUCCAAAUGUGUCCAAGAAACGCAUAAAAGUUCAAAGGUCAAGAAAGUUUCUAGAAUUGUCCGGAACGAUUCAAGUUCAGCAUUGGAGGAGGAUAAUGCCUCGAAAACCGUUGAGAAGCAAUUAAUGUUGCUUCCGAAAGUAGGUUCCACUGAUCAUAUUAAACAGGACGAACUUCACACCGAUGGGUUGUUUGCUGGAAAUAAACCAUUGUUUCUGGGAAAUGCAUCAAUUGACUCUGGAGCAUCUCGUAAUAACCUCAAAACUAUUUUCAGCACUUUGACUAAGGUCAAGAAAGUAACCGAUGGCUCGACUUCGGAGAUCGAUGUGCAAGGAAUAAUCAAUGAUUUGAAAAGUGACGAGAAUUUUACAGAAACGGCAGUCAACCAUGACGGAUUGAAGAAGCCUAUCAUUCCCUGGGAUGCAUCUAUAAGUGGUAUGGUUUACAACGACGAUCCUUUCAAAGCCGUUCCGCGUACCGUCGUCGAUAGGCUCAGACCAUACAAGCUGAUACGAGUUGAAAGGAAAAGCAAAACUGCUAAGUUGAAAGCUCCGAAGUUGAUCAAGCUAAAAUUUCAUAACGCCAAGAUCAACGAUGAAACCUCUUUGGUUGAUAUCAGUCUAACCAGGAACAAAAGUACCGGCAAGACCCAGGCAAGCGCACCAACGUCCAAAUCUAAAGAAGAAUUCGCGCAGUCUCACAGCUCACUAAGCCAGUUCAAGUUUAUCAGAAGCGACCAGCAUGUCUUUAAGACAGAUGUCAACAAACUGAGCACUUUCUUGGCCAAAGAAUUCCAAAAGGCAACAAAACUCACCAUUGACACAGAAUUCACCAAUAACGACCUUCCUUUGUACAUUUACAUUGAAAAGACAAUUUCCUCGCGAAUGCUCCUUAGAAGAUUUUUGUUAAAGCGGAUCGUAGACCACACGGACCCUUUGCUGAGGACUAUUAUGACCUCUUACGGCAAAUCUGAAUACGGCACGAAAUUCGAGAAACGAGUCGGACUCAAAACGAAUACGUUAAUUCAAAAUCUUUGCGACUAUUUGCCAUCGAUAUUUUUCAGCGGUAAUUCAAUCGAUUGUGUGUCCAGUUUAAGUCCCGUCGCAGCAUUUAGAAGGUUGCACUGGCUUAAUUAUGCUAAAAGGCAUCGAGUGUUUUGGGGCAGAAAUAUCGACAAUGAUUUUGUUUACAACAUCAAUGAGAACUACAAGAUGAGUAGAAAUGGUGUCCGGUACAUGAAACAUCCAAUUAGCUUACAUUGUAGGACAUUUCACGAAGCGUUUACAGAAUGGGAAGAAUUCAUUAACGAGUAUAAGUAG
Lachancea sp. 'fantastica' is the source of this 1410-nucleotide messenger RNA. NCBI's taxonomy places the organism in Eukaryota, Fungi, Ascomycota, Saccharomycetes, Saccharomycetales, Saccharomycetaceae. The record is from the annotation of a GenBank genome assembly.